Messenger RNA from Scheffersomyces amazonensis, 2267 nucleotides. RefSeq names its product type 2C protein phosphatase (gene PTC2). Gene Ontology annotation, biological process: protein dephosphorylation. Bases 180 to 1868 code for a protein of 562 amino acids. Gene Ontology annotation, molecular function: cation binding; protein serine/threonine phosphatase activity. The record is from RefSeq and is a predicted model, not a curated record. Lineage: Eukaryota; Fungi; Ascomycota; Pichiomycetes; Serinales; Debaryomycetaceae. The transcript has a single exon.
GUGUAUCCAAUUACGGUUUGAGUCAUCAUUAAUAAGAGAUUUUUUUUUUGUCUGCGACUUGUUAUUUCGCACAAUCAGUGAUUUAAUUGCAUUUAUCUUUCAUAUAUAAUUGUAAUAACAAUAGUGAUUAUAAUUAUAAUAAUUAUAUAAAUAUAAUAAUAUAAUACUAUAAAUAUAGAAUGGGUCAAAUACUUUCAGCUCCUAUAACUGAGAAACAUUCAGAACAAGGUCAAGAUAAAUAUCUUGUAUAUGCCUUAUCAUGUAUGCAAGGUUGGAGAAUGUCUAUGGAAGAUGCUCAUGCUACGGUAUUAAAUUUAAAUACUUAUAAACCAACUAAUGGAUCUUCAAUUAAAUUUAAUUCUUCAAAUAAUGAUAAUGAAGAUGAAGAUGAACAAGAUGGAGAAGAUGAAACUCAAAUAGAUGAUGAACCUCCAUCAACUAUUCAUUCUAAUUCUAAUUCAAUUUCUAAUACUACUGAUUCAAAUCAAAUAAAUAAUAAUAAUAAUACUAAUACUAAUAAUAAUGAUGAUGAUGAACAUAUUGCAUUCUUUGGUGUAUAUGAUGGUCAUGGAGGAGAAAAAGCUGCUAUAUUUGCUGGAGAGAAUCUUCAUCAAAUCAUUAAAGAAACUGAAGCUUAUGGUGAAAAGGAUUAUAUUAAUGCUUUAAAGCAUGGAUUUUUAAAUUGUGAUCAAAGUAUUUUAAAAGAUUUUAGAUUUGAUGAUGAUAGUGGAUGUGCUGCUACAUCUGUUAUAAUUACUCCUAAUACUAUUUAUUGUGGUAAUGCCGGAGAUUCAAGAACUAUUAUGUCAAUUAAUGGAUUUGCUAAAGCAUUAUCAUUUGAUCAUAAACCUUCAAAUGAAGGUGAAAAGGCUCGUAUUCGUAAUGCCGGAGGAUUUGUUGAUAUGGGUAGAGUUAAUGGUAAUUUAGCUUUAUCAAGAGGUAUAGCUGAUUUUGAAUUUAAAAAGAAUAUAGAUUUACCAGCUGAAGAACAAAUAGUUACUGCAUUACCUGAUGUUUUAUCUCAUAAUAUUAAUUAUGAUACAGAUGAAUUUUUGAUUCUUGCAUGUGAUGGGAUUUGGGAUUGUUUAUCACUGCAAAGAGCAGUUGAAUGUGUAAGACGAGGUAUUUAUGAAAGGAAAUCAUUAACUCAAAUUUGUGAAGAAAUUAUGGAAUUAUGUUGUGCACCAACAAGUGAUGGAUCAGGAAUUGGAUGUGAUAAUAUGUCAAUUUCAAUUGUAGUUUUAUUAGAUUAUAAGAAUAAUGAAACUUUAGAUCAAUGGUAUGAUAAAGUUAUUUCAAGAAUUGAAAAACUUGAGAAUAAUGAUAAUAAUAUUAAUAAUCAUAAUCUUACAUUUAAAUAUGGACCAAUAUCUCCACCUUAUGAACAAAUAUAUAAGGAAAUGUAUGGAGAAAUAUAUGAAAUUGGACAACAUGGAUCAAAUCAAAAUGGUAAUAAUAGAGGUAAUCUUGGAGGUCAAAAUAUUGGUCAACCAUUUUCAAUUAGUAAUAAUAUAUUUGGUACAAGAUCAUCAUUUCAUAGUAUUGAUGAUGAUUCACUUCAUGAUGAUGAUGAUGAAGAUGAAGAUGAACUCUCAGGAAGAGUACCACCAUCAUUACAAAAAUUAAUUGCUUCAAAUGCUAUAACUAAUGAAAAUGGAGUAAUAUAUUUAGAUACAAAUUCAGCUCAAUCUAUAUUACAACACUUUGGAAUGGCUGAAGAAUCUCCUUCUACUACUACUACAUCUAUUGAAGAAGAGGAUGAAGAAGAUGAAGAUGAAGAUGAUGAAGAUGAUGAUGUCCAUCAGAAACAUAUCGAAGAAGAAGAGGAUGAUGAAGAUGAUGAAGAUGAUGAUGAGGAUCUUGAAUAAAAGUCAAAGUCAAAGUCGAAGUCAAAGUCAAAGUCAAAGUAAAAGUACUAAUCACUAAUCACUAAUCACUAAUCACUAAUCCUCGUCCAGCAUUACCUCAUUAUAAAUUAAGAUUUCAAUUCAUUACAUAUUCUUAUACUACUUGAUCUUUAGAAUUUAUAUAUUUUGCUUUACUCAUCCAUUUCAUUCCCAUUAUUAUUUUUAUAUUAUAUCUAUCUUUUUACCUCUGUUAUUAUUAGCUACACUAAUUUAUACUUAUUAUAUUAUUUCAUAUAACUUACUUUAACUUUAACUUUAACCUUAACUUUCAUGAUCGUCAUUAAUAAUUCAUUUUUCAAUAAUAAUUGUUAAUAUAUAUUCUUGUAUUCUUUCGAAACAUGGUGACUAUAAGUAAAAAAA